AUGCGGACCAGCCCACUGCUUGUUGCCGCCGUUGUGGCCGCUGCCUCGUUGGCCAGCGCUGAGCCGCAGAAUCGACCCAAGAUCUACUUCCCGCGGCAUGUUAAGCGACAAUUUACAAACCAUACCAUUACAAGUUCAGCUUCGCGGAGCACCCAAAGUGACGAAGCGGAUCUGACGUCCCGCUCCACGACGAAGAAGGAUACGAUAUCUGACCUUCUCUCCAGUCUUCUUGGAGAACCUGAUAACAAUGACGUGACAACGCCGACUUCGUCCACUCGCUCGCUCUCCGCAACCAGGUCGGUCUCGGGAAGCGGAGCCGAUUCGUCAACUGACGAGCCGACGAAGACAAGUGCCAGGGCCGGGUUCAGUUCCACGCGAGGCUCAGUUCCCCCGCUUAUCAGCUUGCCACCGUUGAGCCUACCAUCGCUCAGCCUGCCGCCCCUUGAUCUGAGUCAAAUCGUGCCGAUUGCACCGGAGACGGUGUCUGCCACCUCGAACAGGACCUUGUCGACGACGACGACGACUGGCACAACAGCGAGCACUGUCGGCUCUGCGACUGAAUCCGAAACUGCAUCUACUUCGGCGCCAAUACCUGUAUCCGUGUCCGCCUCGGCGUCUGAAUCUGCCUCUGAUUCAGCGUCCAGGUCUGCUGUGGCGUCGGAAUCAGAAUCUGCAUCUGCGCCAGUAUCUACAACUGCCUCACUGUCCGCGUCCGCAUCCGAGUCCGCAUCUGAUCCCGAGUCUACGUCUGGGUCCGCGUCUGAGUCCACGGCAGAGUCCACGGCGGAGCCCACAUCAGACCCCACAUCGGACCCUACAUCAGACCCUACAUCGGACCCUACAUCAGACCCUACAUCGGAGCCUGCAUCGGAGUCUACACCAGAGCCUACACCAGAGUCUACAUCAGAGUCCGCACCAGAGCCUACGACGACGUUCUCCUCAUCAUCCUCUGGCAUUCUGCUAGCCCCUACUGGUGUCGUGACGCAGUCUUCCAGCUCAGGUGGCCUUCUCGAUGACCUAACGAGCAUCGUCGGGGACGUGACAAGCGCGAUCCUUCCCACUCCGACUGCUAACUCUACUGAGUCCAGCGCGACUAGUGCUUCUGGAAUCAGCUCGGAGUCGGAGAGCGGGAUUCUGCCUACCCUAUUGCCGACGUCUCUCUUCGGUAGCACAACGUCGUUUCCAGGCACUGCACCCACCUCGUCCGCUUCCCUGUCGGCAUCUCCGUCUGUCACUGCGUCUGUCUCUGCGUCGAUCACACCAUCAAGUUCUCCUUCGAGCUCGGAAGAUCCUGUUCUGAGUGUGACCUUGCCGCCGCCGGUGAGCACCGGCUCGUCUUCGACUCCUGAUUCGUCGGUUACUGUAAUCACCAAUUCCACAGAGUCAGGCACGACCCCGACGUUGACAAGCAGCAUCCCCAUCAGCUCGACGACCUCAGGGACUAUCAUCAUUCCAGGAAACGCCACGACAACCGAUACCUCGAGCGUGCCGCCUACCACUUCGUCUGUAACGCUUAUCACCUCGUCUGCAACGGUUUCACCCAAUGUGACAGUAUCUUCGACAGAAUCUCCUACCUUGGAGCCAAGCACGUUCACCGUACCUCAAAACUCGACGACUGCACCCCCGACUAGCACGCCGGAGCCGUCAACUACCGAAUCCACGGCUACAAGUACUGAGUUUACGUCGACCAGUACUCCCACGCCGACUACGUCUUCCACGACAACGAAGCCAACGUUCACCAGCGUUCCCAUUGUAGGAACUAUCACCGACUCGGGAUCAUGGCUUCCAACCACGAUUAUUAUCCAACCCUCCACCAGCACCAUCAAUACGGCUGACCAAUCCACUGUUUCUGGAAUUCCUACCAGCCUUCCCAAGGCCAUAACCCCGUGGACGGAACCGCCGGAGCAACCCGGUGGCUCGACGCUAAUCCAGAUCUCCUUCCUCUUUGGCGAAAAUUACCAACAUCUGGUGGACCAGCCCCUAGCUGCGUCCCAAAUGUUCGACCUCCUCCCGAAGGGGCUUGCGCAUGGUGGCGGCUUCGAGCUCGAAAGGGUUGUGAUGUACAGCAUCAGGCCAUAUGAUACAAUUGCCCGCCUAGGUUAUAUCACUUCCCAGGCAAUGGUAUACUAUCCCACAGAGGGUAUCGCCCAACUCAGCGAUGACAUUAGUUUCCCGACAACUCCGUUGUACAACCACGAUAACCCGCUAGUCCGCAACCUGACAAGGGAGAUUAACCCGGCGAUCGGCAUAAUGCCUGGUUCCGUCUUGGAAGGCGUCCCGGGUUCUACUGGUAGCGAGAACGACCCCACGGACACCAACAUUCCUAAUAACAAUGACCCGUUCGCUCCCCAAGGCCCCGGUGAGGAGACGACGAGCGCCCAGCAAGGAAUGACGGCUGGUAUCGCCGUGGGCGCUGCUAGCGUCGCGGGUGCCUACGGUGCCGCUAUGUUUAUCAUUGCCCGACGUUAUAAGCGUAAGAAGCAGAGGCAUCAGAGGAGUAGCUCUCUGUCUUCCCCCUCGGAAAUGCGACAGACAGGGAGCCCCGCUCUCAUGGGCGGCGCGUUACUGAGCCGGGACUUCACAAGCAGCCCAGGUUAUGGUGGAGUCGCAGGUAACAUGCGCGACAGCCAGGGCAGCGGAAGGAGCGGGAUGGGUGGCUCGGCACGUACCGCCAAUAUCUCGGCGCCAGUCGCGGCUGAAAACUCUCUUGGUUGGAACUGA
Molecule: messenger RNA, 2721 nt
Organism: Durotheca rogersii
Lineage: Eukaryota; Fungi; Ascomycota; Sordariomycetes; Xylariales; Xylariaceae
Exons: 1
Coding region: 1-2721 (906 amino acids)
Biological process (GO): hyperosmotic response; signal transduction involved in filamentous growth; establishment of cell polarity
Cellular component (GO): cell surface; site of polarized growth; extracellular region
Molecular function (GO): osmosensor activity
Source: RefSeq, a predicted model, not a curated record